Messenger RNA from Durusdinium trenchii, 788 nucleotides. NCBI's taxonomy places the organism in Eukaryota, Dinophyceae, Suessiales, Symbiodiniaceae. The record is from the annotation of a GenBank genome assembly.
CCGCAGGCCCCGUAGGCCGCCGCAAAAACCGCCGACCGCCUACCGCUCACGAAUGCCUCAUGGCGACCGCGCAGCUCCGCCCCGCAGCUCCGCGCGCCACGCGCGCAGCUCCGCGCGGCUUAUCAGUUCCCCAGCUGAAGGUGCGGACGAGUUCCUGUGUCUAUGAGACGGCUGGGCAACUCACUGAGCACCUGAAGCGGGACCCCGAGGUGCAACUGGAAGCAUCUGGUUUGAAAGUCGCGGAGAAGAGCCUCCGGAUCUUGUCUCUCGCGGGUGCUGACCUACAAAAGUGCACUGGAUACCUUCCAGGUUUUGGUGCGCUUGGCUUGCGCCUGGACCACUUCCGUGCCACGACACUGUCCACGCCCUGUGAGCUGCGCGCUCGGGUGGCGAGGCUUCUAGAACCACCUCUCGUCAGCGACAGUAUUGUGCAAGUGGUCACGAAGAAGUCCUCGUGGCCUGGCCUGGCCGAAGGCAUCCUCCACCAGCUGGACGGAGGCGAAGCCGCCCUCGAGCACUUUGCAGAGUGCUUCCGCUUCGUGGGCGCAGGACCGGCGGAGCUGGUGCUUUUAGCUGCACAACACGUGGAGAAGGAGCGGCCUGGACUGCGCUUGGCACUGUGCCCCUCCUUGGGUGCCUCUUUGGACCACACCGGCGGCUUCCGCUAUAACGAGGUGCUGGUGCUUCUGUGUUCUUGGAGCAACGUCGCAUCAGAGGCACCUGGCCUGCCAGCGAUCCGCCCACGGCACAGUGCCAAGUUCUUGGAGGCUCUAGAGGCGGAGUGAAAA